AUGACAUCGAACGAUGAAUUAACGAUAUCAGAAUUAUUUGAUUUUUCCUAUGAUCUUCAACAAAAACUUGAAACAAAUAAAAUCGAACAAAAACUCGAAACAUUCAACAUUGCAAUUGAACGUUUAAAACUUGCAGAAGACAAACUUGAUGAAUUACAUUUAUUUUCGGACAAUGAAGAAAUCAAUGAAGUAGCAUCCAAUGAAUUAAGGUAUUUUAUUCUGUAUGCUUUAAUUGGCUGGCUGUAUGAAUAUCGUUCAUCAAAUCGUGAACAACGAUUAGAUGAUAUUCAUUUAUCAAUAUCAUAUUUGGUUAAAUAUUUACAGUUGUGUAAAAACUAUGGGCUUGUUAAACACGUUCCAAUAGAAAAAGAUGAUGAUAAAGAAAGAUUUCGUUUACAUACCACUGAGGAUCGUCAAGCAAAAAUUCAAAAAAUAAAAGAAAAAAAAGCACUCGAACAAUCUAUUACAAAAUUACGUGAGAUGAUGCAAGAUAGUAAUCGUGUAGAUGAUGAAACAAAACGGCGACUAUAUUUGGAACAAAUAAGAUGGUGGAUUAAGCAAGCUGAAGAUGAUAUUUUUGAAUUGAAAGAUGAAAUCAAAUUACUUCAAUUUGCUAAAAACCCAAUACCACCGAUUAAUAAUUCAGCGACAGCAACCAAUAAAUUACCUAUUGAUGGACCAUUUACAUUGGUGACAACAAAAGAUCGACUGUACAAAGAAGCUGUUGGAGGAGCUGGCUAUCCGAGUAUACCAACGAUGACUGUACAAGAAUUUUAUGAUGAUCUUGCUAGAAGACAAGCUCAACAGCCAGCUCCACCUUCAAAACCAGCUCCACUAUCAGAUGAACAAUUAAACGAAGUAGAUGAUCCAGCACAUCGACAAAACGUUUGUCUAACGGAUGAAUUUAAAGACGAUAAUCCACGCGGUCAUGGAAAUCGUUAUAAUCGAAGUUGA
Rotaria socialis is the source of this 954-nucleotide messenger RNA. NCBI's taxonomy places the organism in Eukaryota, Metazoa, Rotifera, Eurotatoria, Philodinida, Philodinidae. The record is from the annotation of a GenBank genome assembly.